Molecule: messenger RNA, 813 nt
Organism: Penicillium bovifimosum
Lineage: Eukaryota; Fungi; Ascomycota; Eurotiomycetes; Eurotiales; Aspergillaceae
Exons: 3
Coding region: 1-813 (270 amino acids)
Biological process (GO): phosphatidic acid biosynthetic process; triglyceride catabolic process
Cellular component (GO): endoplasmic reticulum; lipid droplet
Molecular function (GO): acylglycerone-phosphate reductase (NADP+) activity; triacylglycerol lipase activity
Source: RefSeq, a predicted model, not a curated record
AUGCCCCGUUGCGCUCUCGUCACCGGCUGCAGCGCCGGAGGCAUCGGCUCGGCCCUGGUGGAGGAGCUCCACGCCCAAGGGCUGAGAGUCUACGCGACCGCCCGCUCCCCAGCCAAGAUGGACCACCUUGCCAAACUUCCCAAUGUCACUCUCGUCACCCUCGACGUCGCCGACCCGGCCAGCAUUGCCGCUGCCGUCGAUACCGUCCGCCAGGAUUUGUCCUCGCACGGUGACUCCCUCGACGUUCUCAUCAACAAUGCCGGCCAAUCCCUCGUCUCUCCCGCCCUGGAUACCUCCAUCGACAAGGCCAAGAGUCUUUUCGAUGUGAAUUUCUGGGGUGUCAUCGCCGUCACCCAGGCUUUCAUGCCGCUGCUUCAGGCUGCCCAGAAUGGCAGUGCCUACAACGCCUCAAAGGCCGCUCUGAUGUCUUGGAGCGAGACUCUCCGGUUGGAAUUGCAGCCUUUCAACAUCCGGGUUAUUUCCCUGGUCACCGGCUCGGUUGCCACAAAUGUCAUGUCGCAUUCUGAACUGACCCUGCCUGAAAACUCACUUUACCAGAAGGCGCUCUCGGAGAUUCAAUUGCGCGGCGUCGGGAAGGAUGUCUCGAAUAAGAGCGCGCCGGCAGCCUUUGCUCGCGAGGUUGUCAAGGAUGUCUUGGGCGGAGCGACGGGACCUGUGUGGCGUGGCGCGAUGGCUUCCAUGGUGAAGUUUAUGUCCACGUACAUGCCGACAUCCGUUUUAGACCGGGCAAUGAAGGGGGGGGAGUGGGCUGGACAAGUUGCCGUGAAAGAACAUUGCACAGAUAUAUCGUAG